Messenger RNA from Paramuricea clavata, 220 nucleotides. NCBI's taxonomy places the organism in Eukaryota, Metazoa, Cnidaria, Anthozoa, Malacalcyonacea, Plexauridae. The record is from the annotation of a GenBank genome assembly.
AUGGUUGUGGACAUAGCGAACUCGAAGCUUUCGUGGAAGACAGGGGAAGCAGCACUAUUUGUUGAGACAACUUCCCGAACUGUCAACAAGCUAAGUGUUCUGCUCGAACGUUAUUCGGACGUUUUUGUGAAACGACCGAGCGAUCCUUUAGGUCUAACCACCAGUGAAGCAAAGGCCCUAUCGGAUUUCCGUUCAUCUCAACAAAGUCGUGAACAAUCAG